ACAUUGAUUCUGAAAUUAUUAAUUUGACUGAAGCUGAUUUCCUCCUGGCGCCCGGUGACCGCUGUAAGUCGCUGUUGCUGUGAUUGUCCUCUAGAUGGCAGUAGUACACAGCACACUGAUAGCGGAGGCGCUGGAGGAAAAGCUCAGAACAAGCAACAUUAAACUCGUGUUGAAGAUGAGAAGAAACAAAGAGGCUACACUUCAGCUUUUAUCAACUCUAGAGAGAUUAUUUAGCAAACACGACACAACUCCUGCCUUUCUUCAUUAUAUCCUGGCUCUUGACUGUCAAUUCCUCUGUGAAAGCGAUCAGGAAUAGCGGACUUUUACCGUGUUCAUAUGUAAACAGACCUGAUGGAGGACACACACCGUCACAAGAAAAUGAGUGAAAAAACUGACUCACUGAAGAGAAAAGACAAAGAAUGUGUGACCUGCACUCAGUGUGGAAAGAGUCUUGCACACAACCAGAGUCUCAGGAAACACAUGAGGAUCCACACUGGAGAGAAACCAUGCACAUGCACUCAGUGUGGGAAGAGUUUCAGAGAAUCAUCAACCCUUAAUGUUCACAUGCUGAUCCACACUGGAGAGAAAACACACAAGUGUGAUCAGUGCUGCAAAACAUUUCUGAGGGCUGCAGACCUGAAGGGCCACCUUAGAGUUCAUUCAAAGGAGAAGCUUUAUCCGUGUUCUGUGUGUGAAAAGAGUUUCAGACAUCAACGUAGUUUAAGAAAUCAUCAGAAGAUCCACACCGGUGUGGGAGAGUACAAGUGCUUUGAGUGUGAGAAGACCUUUUGUGCAGCUGGAAAUUUGAAAAUACAUGAGAGAAUUCACACUGCAGAGAAACCUUACAUUUGUUCACUGUGCAAUAAGAGAUUCAGUCAGCUUGCACAUAUGAAAACACAUGCGACUGUUCACACUGGAGAGAAACCUUACAAGUGUUCACACUGUGAGAAGAGAUUCAGGCGUUCAGGAGAAGUGAGACAACAUGAGAGGACUCACACUGGAGAGAAACCUUACAAGUGUUCACUGUGCAAUAAGAGAUUCAGUCAGAUUGCACAAAAGACAAUACAUGAGAGGAUUCACACUGGAGAGAAACCGUACACGUGUUCAUACUGUGAUAAGAGAUUUAAGGAUUCAGGAAAUCUGAGACAACAUGAAAGGAUUCACACUGGAGAGAAACCUUACAAGUGUUCACACUGCGACACGAGAUUCAGACAGUUAGGAGGCCUGAAAAUACAUGAGAGGAUUCACACCAGAGAGAAACUGUACGUUCACACUGAAAGUGGCGAGAGCGUCAAAGUAGGCGGAAGUCAAUGAGAGCCGGCGGCGCGGAGCAGGGCGGCGCGUCUUGGCUGGUGUGGGCAUCGAGGAGAGUUGAAAUCAAGUCAGCUUUAUGGUAAUAAGCUAUGACGCGGUUCGGUGGCAACCAAUCAGAAUGUAGAAGUCCACCGCUUGAGAGGAGUCCAGAGAACACAGUCACUGUGAACUUUGGUUCUGGCCACAGUUGUUCCCAAGGGUUUGAUUAUUGCAAUCAUCGGAUUUCUAAUUAUUUACAAUGUUUUCUUACAGGAACAUUUAAAAAGGUACUGGCGAAUUACUGAUGUACAUUAAUUGUUUUUUUUUUUCUUUAAAAAAGUGGGAAACUCAUGCGACAAUACAAAACAGUGCUGCUGCAUCAGGAUAUUACAGACAUAUGGACACAUAGUGGAUGAGUGGAGCAAAGCCAGACCACAAGCAACUUGAUCUUCCGUAGUUAAAUGAGUUUGAGAAUAAGAGCUGAAGGCAGACCGCGUUGUCACCAGGGUAGUCCACAGUGUUUUUUUAAAGGUUUGAUGGUGUUUAUGGGGUGCAAAACAAUGUGUGUUCAUGAUUCGUCUAUAAAAACUCUCGAGACAACCUGAGCUCAAACUGCCCUCUUGCCCUGCAAAGGGAGGGACCCUGUGCUCAAGGAUCUUAUAAGCUCAGGGCUUUCACCCAGGACAGCAUGACAAACAAGCUUUAUAAUCAGUCAUCAGCUAAGUGUGAACUCUUGAAUGUGUUGUGAUUGGCGGGUCGGCUACACAUCACCAGGAAACGUCAUGCCUCUCCUGCAUGCUGUCUGUUAAUAAUGUCAGUGAAGACGUAUCAGUUUGAGUCAGACACAGAAAUGAAGAGGACACAGCUGAAGCCAUGCAAACGCGACUCUUGCAAGAUGUUUCUGAAUGGUGUUUUUGUUUUGUUCAUUGGUAUGAGGAGGAAUGUGGUCAAGCCGUCCGCAUUUGAUAGAAAUAGUUAAAGCAGAUCAAACAGACAGAGUAACUCUUUCUAAAUUACAGAUUUGCUCAGUUAUUUGUCCUAGCCCACUCAGUACAGUGUAUUUACUAUUGCAUGCAGUUUUAUAUAAUGUGGUUUAACCUUGUGAGCGACAGUAGGAAACAAAUUAAAGAAACAUUCAAAUA
This is a messenger RNA of Danio rerio (zebrafish), 2435 nucleotides long. Lineage: Eukaryota; Metazoa; Chordata; Actinopteri; Cypriniformes; Danionidae. The record is from RefSeq and is a predicted model, not a curated record.